Messenger RNA from Thlaspi arvense, 252 nucleotides. Lineage: Eukaryota; Viridiplantae; Streptophyta; Magnoliopsida; Brassicales; Brassicaceae. The record is from the annotation of a GenBank genome assembly.
AUGGAAAAAAGCAUGAGCAUAAGCACCAGCGCCUCUAUCACCUCCAACGUAAGCGCGACUUCCAUGGAGAAAAUCGAUCAGGCGGCGAGCUGGGUCAGCGCCACCGUCAUCUCCGCUUUCUUCGCCUCCCUCGAGCGCUGCGCCUGCGUCAAUCUCUCCACCUCUCAUGACGACGAAGACGACGACGGCGAGGAGUCCUAUCACCGUCCUCUUGCUCUAUCCGCCGCUCCUCACCCAAACGACAUCGUUUAG